AUGUCGGGAAUGGUUGUGAGUGACAGCCUCAGUGGAGCCGACACCUUCGCACCACCGCCCGAUUCCUCCUUCCAACCUGUCGAUUUCACAGACCAAUCGGCUGAUGCAACAUUCGACACAGGGCCAGAUGACAGGGAAGACGUGAAGGACAUAUUCCUUGCAGCGGUUAAAUCCUCCUCACAGGUGAAGCCCCCAAAUCUUCAUCCCACAGGCAAAGAUGAGUGUACCAGAAACCCAUGCCAACACGGGACCUGUGUGUGCACAUGUACCUGCUCACCUGGAUGGACUGGACUGAACUGUCAGCAAGACAUAGAUGAGUGUCCAGGAAACCCAUGCGAACAUGGACGCUGUGUGAACCAAGAUGGUGGAUACACAUGUACCUGUUCACCUGGAUGGACUGGACAGAACUGUCAGCAUGAUAUUGAUGAGUGCAUCUGGAAACCAUGUGAGUACGGAACAUGUGUGAACCAAUAUGGUGGAUACAACUGUACCUGCUCACCUGGAUACACUGGACAGAACUGUCAGCAAGGCAUAGAUGCGUGCAUCAAGAACCCUUGCCAACAUGGACAUUGUGUGGGCAUAGAUGAUGGGUACAGCUGUAUGUGCUUACCUGGAUGGACUGGAAAGAACUGUCAGCAAGACAUUGAUGAGUGCAUCUGGAAACCAUGUGAGUACGGAACAUGUGUGAACCAAGAUGGCGGAUACAACUGUACCUGCUCACCUGGAUACACUGGACAGAACUGUCAGCAAGGCAUAGAUGCGUGCAUCAAGAACCCUUGCCAACAUGGACAUUGUGUGAGCAUAGAUGAUGGGUACAGCUGUAUGUGCUUACCUGGAUGGACUGGAAAGAACUGUCAGCAAGACAUAGAUGAGUGUGUCGGGAUACCAUGCCAACAUGGACGCUGUGUGAACGAAGAUGGCGGAUACAACUGUACCUGUUCACCUGGAUGGACUGGACAGAACUGUCAGCAAGACAUAGAUGAGUGCUUAGGAAACCCUUGCAAACAUGGACGCUGUGUGAACCAAGAUGGCGGAUACAACUGUACCUGUUCACCUGGAUGGACUGGACAAAACUGUCAGCAAGACAUAGAUGAUUGUGUCGGGAUACCAUGCCAGCAUGGACGCUGUGUGAAUGAAGAUGGUGGAUACACAUGUACCUGUUCACCUGGAUGGACAGGACAGAACUGUCAGCAAGACAUAGAUGAGUGUGUCGGGAAACCAUGCCAACAUGGACGCUGUACGAACGAAGAUGGCGGAUACAGCUGUACCUGCUCACCUGGAUGGACCGGACAGAACUGUCACCUAGACAUAGAUGAGUGUCCAGGAAACCCAUGCCAACAUGGACGCUGUGUGAACCAAGAUGGCGGAUACAACUGUACCUGUUCAUCUGGAUGGACUGGACAGAACUGCCAGCAAGACAUAGAUGAGUGUUUAGGAAACCCUUGCAAACAUGGACGCUGCGUGAACCAAAAUGGCGGAUACAACUGUACCUGUUCACCUGGAUGGACUGGACAGAACUGUCAGCAAGACAUAGAUGAGUGUGUCGGGAUACCAUGCCAACAUGGACGCUGUGUGAACCAAGAUGGCGGAUACAACUGUAACUGCUCACCUGGAUGGACUGGACAAAACUGUCAGCAAGCCAUACCAUGUAAGAGUGGGUGGAGCGAAUACAACAACAACUGCUACAAGCUGUUUAAAGACAAAGUCAGCUGGUCUACUGCAAACGGGAGGUGCAAACAACAGGGUGCGAAUCUUGCUUCUGUCAGAAGCGCUGAAGAGAACAAGUUCAUCGCACAUCUCAUCGAGGAUGCCCCUAAAGUAACCACGCACAGCCGUUAUCUCGUGUGGUUUGGACUGACUCUAGAUGGGCAGUGGAAGUGGACGGAUGGUUCUCGCUUUUCUUACAAAAACUGGGCUCCGCAUGAACCUGGCAGGAACAUGCUUGGCUGGAUCCGGACUGUAAAAUGUGCCAACAUGUACUCCAAGGACAGCAGUGCAUGGCAUCUCGGCGCAAAGGGGAAGAAAGGACAGUGGAACGACCUCAAAUGCUCCAGCCACCAUCCCUACGUUUGCAAGGCUCCUAAAUGAUAAAAAGGUGAAAUCCUGCUAG
Molecule: messenger RNA, 2110 nt
Organism: Branchiostoma belcheri (Belcher's lancelet)
Lineage: Eukaryota; Metazoa; Chordata; Leptocardii; Amphioxiformes; Branchiostomatidae
Product: fibropellin-1-like
Exons: 17
Coding region: 1-2088 (695 amino acids)
Molecular function (GO): calcium ion binding
Source: RefSeq, a predicted model, not a curated record